This is a messenger RNA of Schizosaccharomyces octosporus yFS286, 796 nucleotides long. RefSeq lists its product as uncharacterized. Gene Ontology annotation, biological process: mitochondrial respiratory chain complex IV assembly. NCBI's taxonomy places the organism in Eukaryota, Fungi, Ascomycota, Schizosaccharomycetes, Schizosaccharomycetales, Schizosaccharomycetaceae. Bases 164 to 436 code for a protein of 90 amino acids. The transcript has a single exon. The record is from RefSeq and is a predicted model, not a curated record. Gene Ontology annotation, cellular component: respiratory chain complex IV; mitochondrial intermembrane space; mitochondrion.
UACACCACGAAUGGAGAUGGUACACGGAAAGUCCAGCGGCCAAUUUCUUUUUGUAAAAGCAAGAAUCUUGCUUUUCCUUUUUUUCCUGCUUUGACUGAUUGCAUAAUUUCCGUUAGUUACUGGUUUUAAAUUUGCUUUCCUCCUAGACUUUUUGCCUUUCCUCAUGUCCGGUAAUACAUCUUCAUUUAAGCGGAGUGCCAGAGAAAAAUGCUGGGAAGCGAGAGACUUCUACUUUGACUGUUUAAAUAAAAAUGAUAUUUUGGAUCCAUUGAAAGAUAAUGAUCGGGCAUCUCAGGUGUGCAGUUCCGAAAAAACCAAUUUUGAGUCAAAUUGCAUCCAGUCUUGGGUCAAUUAUUUUUGUAAGUUUCGAGUUCAACAACACAAGCAGCAAGAAGCUAUUCGAAAACUCGAGGAAAGUGGUGCUCGUCGUUUAUAGUGUGAAAUACAUUUGUCCAUCUUUUCUUUCGUCUGCAUAAACAAUUAAUCAACCAAAAAUUUACCUUAAAGAUAUGCUUCAUUUUCCCUUUCAGGAACUCUUUGCUACAUGCAAUCACUCUUUACCUUUUAUGGAUAAUGCUUUACAAAACUUCCCAUCUCUGUAAAAACUUAGGAAUAAUAUAAAAUCGAUUAUAACCUGAAUAUAGAUUUUAUUAUCGUCAAAAGAAGGAAAAAUAAACUAGUUAUCCUGUUUCCUUACAAUUAAUAAAUAGUAGUAAUGCCGGUAAACACUCUCAUAAACGUGAAAAGAACAAAAAUUGUAGGUUAUACAGAAACUACGGUGAGUUUACUUGCUUCC